AUGGAGGCUGAGAAUGGCAAGGAACGUAAACCGAUUCUCAUGGCUGCUGUUACUACCCAAUCAUUCACCAAUAACUCUGGAGAGCAACCCCAAGUAGCCCUCGACUGUAAUACACCAGAGAGCAACGACAAUUCAUUGAUCACAACGAAUAAUAUUGGAGCUGCUCAUGAUCUGGGGUUUCCUGCUGAUCUCGAUGAUGAGUCAAACAAUUUCAACAGCAACAACAAGAUUAAGGAUCAAGGAUUUUUUUCCAAGCCUCCCGGGUACAGAUUCCUUCCAACAGAUGAAGAGCUCAUCAUCUUUUACUUAGAGAAGAAAGUAUGGAACCAGCCCCUGCCAAUUAACAAGAUCGUGGAGGUUAACCUAUAUGCAUAUAACCCAGAUUUUCUUGCAGAAUACAAGGAUUAUCAAGAAGAUCAGUUGUACAUUUUCACCCCAAGAGAUCGAAAGUAUCAAAAUGGAAGACGGCCAAAUCGAGCUGCUGGUGAUGGAUAUUGGAAAGCCACCGGAGCUGACAGAAAAAUCAAAUCCAAUGGAACAAUAGUUGGGUAUAGGAAGGCAUUGGUUUUUUAUAUAGGAAAGGCUCCAAAGGGUAAAAAGACCGACUGGAUUAUGCAUGAAUUUAGAGUCAAGGAUUCACCCUGUAGCGAAAGAGGCUCAAAUGGCAUGAGGUUGGAUGACUGGGUCUUAUGCAGGAUUUAUAAAAAAGCUUCUUUGGGUCUAACUAUCCAAAUGAACCGAGUGAAUUCCAAGAGGAUCUGUUGA
Molecule: messenger RNA, 765 nt
Organism: Juglans microcarpa x Juglans regia
Lineage: Eukaryota; Viridiplantae; Streptophyta; Magnoliopsida; Fagales; Juglandaceae
Product: NAC domain-containing protein 1-like
Exons: 4
Coding region: 1-765 (254 amino acids)
Biological process (GO): regulation of DNA-templated transcription
Molecular function (GO): DNA binding
Source: RefSeq, a predicted model, not a curated record